Capsaspora owczarzaki ATCC 30864 is the source of this 1384-nucleotide messenger RNA. RefSeq lists its product as hypothetical. The transcript has 2 exons. The record is from RefSeq and is a predicted model, not a curated record. Bases 1 to 1281 code for a protein of 426 amino acids. Lineage: Eukaryota; Filasterea; Ministeriida; Capsasporidae.
AUGGUCGCAACGAAUACUGGUGGUGAUGACGAUGCGAGCGAUGGCCAAGCCAAGCGGGUUGCUCUCCAAGAACCAGACGCCGAUCAAACUCCCAAGCUCGUCGCAUUUGCCGAACAGCUUCGUCGGCAUGCCUCCAAACCGGAUUCGCUUGAUGCUCUGGAAGUGCACCUGUACAGUCAGUGGCUCGACUGCCGCCGCAACCAGAUCCACCCAGCCAAGUCAUUCAAGUUCGAAGGGUUGCGAGAGUACUGGCUGCAACUUCAGUCCUUUCUCAAAAAGGAAAAGCUCAACUACGCUCGCGCUUGUCGUGCCGCUCGCUCGUUGGACUUUGAGGAAACUGACGAGGUCAUUGAAAAUGUUGAACUCGACGACGACGACUAUGACGACAACAGCGACAACGAGAACGCCGCUUGGGAAUGGAAUCCGUUUCCGACCAAGCAGCUGAUUGACGCGUUUCUCGCCGAGGCGGCCAAGUACACGACCACAUAUGCCUCCAAGAUCAGCCGUGCUUCACAAACAAUGUGCGACCUGCUGUCGCUUUUGCAGGGCGUGUUUCGAUAUGGUCCUGAGCAAUUCAAACAGUUUGACAACUUUUUGACGCUCGCGAAAUGCCUCAUGAGCAUGCUCAACUCCAAUCCUCGGGUCUCCAUUCUCGCCGCAAAGACGCUGGGCUAUUGGGUGCUCAACAACAAGCAGUUGAAAAACUGGCUUCUUGCAAAUUCUUUGUUUGCACACCUUGAUCAAGCAAGUGCUCAAGCAUGUGCCCAACCGAAAGUCCCCCUCAACGUGCUGAAUGCCCUCGGUCUGGUUCUUCAGAACUGGGCAGUCAAGCAACCUGACGUUCAGAGAGCGUUACUCGGCUCCCUCGUGUUCAGCAAGCUUGCAAGCUUUCUGUUGCAUUUUGGAAACGUCUAUUUCAAGUCGGGCGAUCGACUGGAGCGGCACACCUGCGCUCGCCUCGGUCUCCGCGUGUGCAACAUUCUGAUCGCCGCUGAGCUGUGCAAGCAUCUAAAGCCUGAACGAAAGCUGAUGCUUUCCAGAGCCUGUUUCGAAGCACUGACCGAUUCACCCUGGGUUACCUUGCGAUGCCGCUGUGUCGAGGUGAUUUCCGCUCUUGAUCCUGACUGCAAAGGUGGCAUGCCAUCUCUGCGAACCGAAACAGCUCUGCGGUGGGCUUUUGUUGACGCAGGAUUCGACACUGAAAAGCGCAAAAUGGUUGGUGAUUUUCUUGCCAAAUGGGACAUUGAUCCCGGCGGAUGUACCUCAUUUCUAUAUGGAUGAUCCUUGUGAGCUAUGAUGUGUGCUUUUCGUUUUGGCUGACUGUGUUCUGUGCUUCUUGUGAUACGAAUUCUUGUUCUUCUUGCAUUUUACUUCUUGUUCGACU